Molecule: messenger RNA, 2682 nt
Organism: Neoarthrinium moseri
Lineage: Eukaryota; Fungi; Ascomycota; Sordariomycetes; Amphisphaeriales; Apiosporaceae
Exons: 3
Coding region: 1-2682 (893 amino acids)
Biological process (GO): regulation of Rab protein signal transduction
Cellular component (GO): cytoplasmic vesicle
Source: RefSeq, a predicted model, not a curated record
AUGGCUCCGUCUCUCAACACGCACUCGUCGUUCACGCGUCCGCGCACGAGCGACCGAGAUGCCCGACCUAGCACCCGUGAUCAGAACGACACGAGCUUGAUCAUCCCGAGCAGGACCUCUUCCUUACACUCGCGUAUUACUCAACCAAUCCCGUCCCAGCUCAACUCCAAACCCCAGCAGAGGACCCCCAAGACGCUGACCCAUGCCUACAUGGUAUGCGGUGUUGGACGGGAGCCUUCGCAGUGGGUGAAGGCUCCUGCUCCCGCCCAAGGAAAGAUUGGUCACAUGAAGGGUGCCGUCGGCCAGUUCUGGCUCCCUGAGAUCCUUGGAAGCAGCCCCAGACUCGAGCAGGACAACGAGGUUGCUCGUUCUCUGCACGCCGCCAUGAGAGCUUGUUUCCCUCAUGACGUUGAGAUCUGCACCGGCCGCAGCCAGCCACACUGCGUCCACCAUGCAUUUGUCCUGCAACAAGACUCGUCGCACACCUUGUACGGUAUCUGUCUGCGAGUCUGGUCCCGCGCAGAUGAGAAGAGGGCAGAGACCAUCCGUGACCUGAGAAAGCGCACGGAGCCCGACUUCUACGACAAUGCCGACGAGACCUACUGGAUUCCUUACUGUCUGUCUUUCCUUUCUAGAUACCCCCUUUACAACCUGCUGGGCGAUUACCUCCGCGGCAUGUGGAUUCACUGGAACAAGGCCACCAACUUGUUCCACGCCGAGGAGGUUUCGAGAAUUCUGAGCUUCCCAGCUCCCCGACUGAACGACCUGGUUCGAAUCGACAUGAAGGACUACGCGCUAUGCUACCAGUUCCCUUCCUCCCCGACGGGAUUCCAGAAUUUCGCCAUGUGGCCGCUGUGGGCUUGUCUGUCGAUCCCCAAUAUUGUGGGCGUUGUUGAGGCUGCUAUUUCGCCUACUAGACGAAUAAUCUUUGUCAGUCAUUACCCGGCUAUGCUUACCAUGGCGGCCGAAACUGUCCGCUUCUGCGUCAGAGUCUACGAGUGGAGUGGUCUUUACGUCCCCGUCGUCCACGCCCGCCACGCUACCGAGUUGGUUCAGGAGCCUGGUCCCUAUAUUUUAGGUAUUACCGCGGAAUGCAGAUCUCUCUUCACCGCCCCCACUGAUGCGCUGGUGGUCGAUUUGGAUCGCAACUUUGUUCUCACCUCGAGCCCUCCCACGGCCUUGACUCCCGGUCAGCGCAAUAAGUUUGUGACUCGCCUGACUCAAGCGCUGAACGGUGAUGUUGCUCCUUCGGGUGUCCCUGCCCACCUACGCUCCGCUUACGGUGGUGGUAAGCUGGUUCCGGCCGGCCAGAUCAUCGUCAUGCGUGGAGAAGUAGAGUCGAUCCAGGAGCCCGCAUGGUGGAACCAGGAUUCCGUUAUGGCUGUGAUGGAUCAUGUCUGUGAGAAGAUGGGUCGCAACACUGGGUUGAAGGCGGUCUUCGGCGGAUCGGUGAAGAAGCCAUUGAUGACCAAGGUCUCGAUGAGACAUCUUAACGAGAUCGUCCGAGAGCGCAACCAGUACUCCCGUGAUGCCCAGGAAGCUUGGCAGGACUUCAUCAACCUCAAGGGGCGCAUGGACACCGAGCUCGCCAAGGUUACCAAGAGAAACAACUACCUUGUCGAGGAAUUGGAGAGCUGGAAGACACAGUUCCUCAAGUUCCAGGCCUUUGCUGAGCAGCUCACCAAGGAGACACAAGACCUCAAGGUCAAGAUUGAGAACCACAAGCGCGAGAACCGCCGCCUUGGAACGCUUAUCGACCAGCAGAAGGAUGACAACGCCAGACUGUCCGUACGUCUGGCUGGUACCGAGAAGCAGAGAGACGAUGCUCUGGAAGCUCUUGUUCUGCAGCAGGAAAUUGCCGAGGAGCUCGAGCGCGAGCGCAAGCGAAACAAGAAAGAGCUCGCUGCCCUUCAGCACACCAACAGCACCAUUACACGACAGCGCGACGAGGCUCGCCGCGUUGUUCUUCACUUGCGCAGUUUGAUUGGUGGACAAUCGCACCACAUGGAGCACCUGGUCCAGUCUCUCACCAAGCCUGAGGAGCUCACUGGCGAGAUCCAGGCCGGUUUCGAUGAGACCACCGACGAUGCCCAGGCUGCUGCCGAUGAGCGCCUUGGACAGACCCUCACCCGUGCCCAUAAGGCCAACCAGCGCAUGAGCUUCAUGGACGUGUCCGACCGCCACCUGAAGGACAAGACCGAUGCCAUCGCUCACAUUAUUCGCAACAUCUCGGAGCAGUGCCAGGCUGCUGUUGAGAGCCUCCAGCUUGCUCAGGAUGGCGAACUCGAGUCUCGCGCCAACUCGCGCCGUGCAAGCAACCUUUCUGUUGGCCCUAGCGAUGACGGCCACGACAACUCGACCACAGCUUCGGAUGCCGGUGACGACAGCAUGCUGCACCCCUCGGGUCGUAUCUCAAGCAUCCCUCCCACUCCGGAUUUGAUCCCCAACAGGAGCAGCACCUCGAUGUCUAUUGCUUCGACAAUGACUACUCCAGAGCGCUCAAGCCAGCAAUAUAUGACUCACAGCGAUAUCCCCACCAAGAUCGUUGAGGAUGAUGAGGAGAGCUUGGCCGGUGAGAACGAGCCCGUCUCUCACGAGCCUGGCUUGGUGGGCAAGCACGCCGCGAGCCUGAUCCACCGUCCGUCUGGUGCUAGAAUCAGUGCCCUUGGUGGUACCCGAUAA